Molecule: messenger RNA, 6053 nt
Organism: Conger conger (European conger)
Lineage: Eukaryota; Metazoa; Chordata; Actinopteri; Anguilliformes; Congridae
Product: neuroblast differentiation-associated protein AHNAK
Exons: 5
Coding region: 146-5551 (1801 amino acids)
Biological process (GO): regulation of RNA splicing
Cellular component (GO): cytoplasm; nucleus
Molecular function (GO): protein binding
Source: RefSeq, a predicted model, not a curated record
UGACAGAGACGUUGAGGUACACAGAAUUGCUGGAGUACAGAGGCUGCAACAUCACCUGCUGAAUUUGAUUGGGGACGAGUUCACUACAUCCCAAGAUUAUAACGAAGACCUUUUUUCAUGAUAUCUAUGCAGCUGUAAAUACAUUAUGGAGAUCACGAAUGGACGUGGCCGGACCAGAAGUUUCUCUGAAAAUUUAGUCCUGGAUGAUUCAGAGAGUGGCGGGGUGGUUGUCACGGACAUCAAAGACGAUUCAUUUGCUGACAGGAGUGGAUUGAAAGAGGGAGAUGAAAUAGUUGGUGCCACCAUUCACUUUGACCACAUGAAGAAAAACGAUGUGGUGAAGUUAUUGAAACUCAUUGAGCCAUUUGAUAACCAAAUGCAAGUUCUGAAAAAGGAAGACCUGAAACCCAGCUUGAGCCUCGGUUCAUUAAACUCCCAAACCAAAGUUCCUGAAGAUAUGCUCAAGGAUUCAUACAACAAACUCUACAAAAACAAGGUCAAGAAAUUCCUAAAUCCAGACUCCUUAUCUGGUACUGAUGAAGAUCUGGCUGUUGAGCUCAAUAGCUCGGGUGGAAAACUGAAUGCCCCUCGGGCUGGACUUUCUUUGGACGGUCCUACUGUGAAUGGGGAAUUGCCCAGCAUAAAGACACAAACGCCAGAGAUAGACCUGAAUCCUGGCCUCAAGUUGCCAGACGUCAACAUGCCAAGUGAGAGCAUAACGGGACCCAGGUUCACAAUGCCAGCUGUUGGAAUGACUGGGCCUAAACUGAAAGGAGCUGAACUGGAUGGCUCUUUCAAAAACCCUGUCCUUAAUAUCCCAGAUCCGAAGCUUAAUGGCCCAGAAGUCAACUUGCACUCUCAGCUGCCAAGUGGAAAAAUUGAUUUGUCUGGUCCAAAGGGGGAUUCAAAUGGCUUAAAGUAUAAGCCUCCAAAAUUUAGAAUGCCCCAUUUUAAUUUACCUGAAAUGAAACCAAAGUCACCAGAUGUGAAUAUGUCUGCUCCUAACCUGAAGGCAGAUGUGCACGCUCCCCAUAUAGAUGUCAAAGGCCCAAAAACAGACCUGAAAACUCCAGAUCUUGAUUUGGAGGCACCCUCUGGAAAAAUCAAAUGGCCUACAUUUAAGGCACCAAAAUUCGGAUUUCCUAGCACAAAGGUAAAAGGCCCUGAUGUUGACCUUGAUGCAGAUCUGAAGACACCUGACCUGAACCUUUCAGCUCCCAAAAUAGAAGGAGACCUUAAAGCUCCAGAUGUAGAUCUUAAGUUACCCAAAGCUGAAGUCAGUGGCCUUGAUCUUGAUUUGAAAGCUCCAGAUGCUGACAUAGAUGCCCCAUCAGGAAGGUUCAAGAUGCCAACUUUAAAGAUGCCCAAGUUUGGAACAAAGGUGAAAGGACCAGAUAUUGAUGCAGACAUGAAAGCACCUGACCUGAGUCUUUCAGCUCCAAAACUUGAAGCUGACCUUAAUGCUCCCAAUGUGGAUGUGAAUUUACCCAAAGCAAAUCUCAGUGGCCCUGAUCUUGAUUUAAAAGCUCCAGAUGUAGAUCUUAGUUUACCCAAAGCUAACCUCAGCGGUCCUGAUCUUGAUUUGAAAGCUCCAGAUGCUGACAUAGAUGCCCCAUCAGGAAGGUUCAAAUUGCCGACUUUCAAGAUGCCCAAGUUUGGAACAAAGGUGAAAGGACCGGAUAUUGAUGCAGACAUGAAGGCACCUGACCUGAGUCUCUCAGCUCCAAAACUUGAAGCUGGCCUUAACGCUCCCAAUGUGGAUGUGAAUUUACCCAAAGCUAACCUCAGCGGCCCUGAUCUUGAUUUGAAUGCUCCAGAUGUAGAUCUUAGUUUACCCAAAGCUAACCUCAGCGGUCCUGAUCUUGAUUUGAAAGCUCCAGAUGCUGACAUAGAUGCCCCAUCAGGAAGGUUCAAAUUUCCACAUUUAAAGACGCCCCACUUUGGUUUCUCAGGACCAAAGAUUGAUGCAGAUCUUCCAGCUCCAAAACUUGAAGCAGACCUCAAAGCCCCCAAUGCAGAUCUUAGUCUACCUGAAGCUGGCAUCAAAGGGCCUGGGCUAGACCUGAAAGCUCCAAAUGUUAACCUUGAUACAGAUCUGAAGACACCAGACCUUAAUCUCUCAACCCCCAAAAUUGAAGGAGAACUCAAUGCUCCAGAGAUAGAUUCUCCAUCAGGAAAAUUUCAAUUUCCUCACUUUAAGAUGCCCAAGUUUGGUCUUUCUGGACCAAGAGGAAAAAAACCAGAGGUUGAUGCCAAUCUGAAGACACCUGACCUGAGUCUUUCAGCUCCGAAACUUGAAGCUGACCUCAAAGCCCCCAAUGCAGAUCUUAGUCUACCUACAGCUGGCCUCAAAGGGCCUGGGAUAGAUCUGAAAGCUCCAAAUGUUGACCUUGAUACAGAACUGAAGACACCAGACCUUAAUCUCUCAACCCCCAAAAUUGAGGGAGAACUCAAUGCUCCAGAGAUUGAUUCUCCAUCAGGAAAAUUUAAAUUUCCUCACUUUAAGAUGCCCAAGUUUGGUUUUUCUGGACCAAGAGUAAAAAAACCAGAGGUUGAUGCCAAUCUGAAGACCCCUGAUUUGAAUCUCUCUGCACCUAAGAUUGAAGGUGACCUCAAAUCUCCAGAUGUAGAUCUGAGUUUACCUGAAGCUAAUCUCAAAGCCCCAGACCUAAACCUGAAAGCACCUGAUCUUGAUGUAGAUCCUCCAUCUGGAAAAAUCAAAUGGCCAACUUUAAAGAUGCCCAAGUUUGGAACAAAGGUGAAAGGACCGGAUAUUGAUGCAGAUCUGAAUACACCUGACCUGAGUCUUUCAACACCAAAACUUGAAGCUGACCUUAACGCUCCCAAUGUGGAUGUGAAUUUACCCAAAGCUAACCUCAGUGGCCCUGAUCUUGAUUUGAAAGCUCCAGAUGCUGACAUAGAUUCCCCAUCAGGAAGGUUCAAGCUGCCAACUUUCAAGAUGCCCAAGUUUGGAACAAAGGUGAAAGGACCUGAUAUUGAUGCAGAUCUGAAUACACCUGACCUGAGUCUUUCAGCUCCAAAACUUGAAGCUGACCUUAAUGCUCCCAAUGUGGAUGUGAAUUUACCCAAAGCUAACCUCAGCGGUCCUGAUCUUGAUUUAAAAGCUCCAGAUGUAGAUCUUAGUUUACCCAAAGCUAACCUCAGUGGUCCUGAUCUUGAUUUGAAAGCUCCAGAUGCUGACAUAGAUUCCCCAACAGGAAGGUUCAAGCUGCCAACUUUCAAGAUGCCCAAGUUUGGAACAAAGGUGAAAGGACCGGAUAUUGAUGCAGAUCUGAAUACACCUGACCUGAGUCUUUCAGCUCCAAAACUUGAAGCUGACCUUAAUGCUCCCAAUGUGGAUGUGAAUUUACCCAAAGCUAACCUCAGUGGCCCUGAUCUUGAUUUAAAAGCUCCAGAUGUAGAUCUUAGUUUACCCAAAGCUAACCUCAGCGGUCCUGAUCUUGAUUUGAAAGCUCCAGAUGCUGACAUAGAUUCCCCAUCAGGAAGGUUCAAGCUGCCAACUUUCAAGAUGCCCAAGUUUGGAACAAAGGUGAAAGGACCAGAUAUUGAUGCAGAUCUGAAUACACCUGACCUGAGUCUUUCAGCUCCAAAACUUGAAGCUGACCUUAAUGCUCCCAAUGUGGAUGUGAAUUUACCCAAAACUAACCUCAGCGGUCCUGAUCUUGAUUUAAAAGCUCCAGAUGUAGAUCUUAGUUUACCCAAAGCUAACCUCAGCGGUCCUGAUCUUGAUUUGAAAGCUCCAGAUGCUGACAUAGAUUCCCCAUCAGGAAGGUUCAAUCUGCCAACUUUCAAGAUGCCCAAGUUUGGAACAAAGGUGAAAGGACCAGAUAUUGAUGCAGACAUGAAGGCACCUGACCUGAGUCUUUCAGCUCCAAAACUUGAAGCUGGCCUUAAUGCUCCCAAUGUGGAUGUGAAUUUACCCAAAGCAAAUCUCAGUGGCCCUGAUUUUGAUUUAAAAGCUCCAGAUGUAGAUCUUAGUUUACCCAAAGCUAACCUCAGCGGUCCUGAUCUUGAUUUGAAAGCUCCAGAUGCUGACAUAGAUUCCCCAUCAGGAAGGUUCAAGAUGCCAACUUUAAAGAUGCCCAAGUUUGGAACAAAGGUGAAAGGACCAGAUAUUGAUGCAGACAUGAAGGCACCUGACCUGAGUCUUUCAGCUCCAAAACUUGAAGCUGACCUUAAUGCUCCCAAUGUGGAUGUGAAUUUACCCAAAGCAAAUCUCAGUGGCCCUGAUCUUGAUUUAAAAGCUCCAGAUGUAGAUCUUAGUUUACCCAAAGCUAACCUCAGCGGUCCUGAUCUUGAUUUGAAAGCUCCAGAUGCUGACAUAGAUUCCCCAUCAGGAAGGUUCAAUCUGCCAACUUUCAAGAUGCCCAAGUUUGGAACAAAGGUGAAAGGACCAGAUAUUGAUGCAGACAUGAAGGUACCUGACCUGAGUCUUUCAGCUCCAAAACUUGAAGCUGACCUUAAUGCUCCCAAUGUGGAUGUGAAUUUACCCAAAGCAAAUCUCAGUGGCCCUGAUCUAGAUGUGAAAACUCCGGGUCUUGAUAUUGAUGCACCAUCAGGAAAACUGGAAAUGCCAACUUUCAAGAAGUCCUCACUUUUUUCAGGACCAAAAGUGAAAGGGCCAAACCUUGAUGUAGACGCAGACGUGAAAGCACCGGAUUUGAGUCUCUCAGCCCCCAAGCUUGAGGGAGGCCUUGAUAAACCAGAUCUGGAUCUGAGCUUGCCAAAAGCCGAGGUUGAUUCUCCUGAAGUAAAGGGAAAAUUCAAAUGGCCCUUUAAGUGGGGUUUUGGCUCAAAAGACCACAGCAUAGAUGCUGACACAGAGAUCCCAGAUGUUGAUGGGGCAGCUGAUGUACCAGAGGCAACUAUAAAAUUACCAAAAGGUAAGGCAGCAAUACCAAUGUUCAAAGUUCAUAGACUGCCUGAUAAUAAUUUUGAGAAGCCACAGAUUCGUUGUGGAAACCUUGAUUCUCCAAACAUUGACACAAAUAUGUCAAUAUCGGCACCAAAGGUCGACCUGAAAGCUCCCAACAUCAGCACUGACAUACAGCAUGGUCCACUUGAAAUCCCAGAAACUAGCCUCAAGAGUCCAAAGCUUGACUUGGGAUCUCCUGCCCUCAGUGUGGACACUCCUAAUAUUGGGGCAUCAAGCCCUACUCUCACAUUUCCCAAAGUGAAAGUACCUUCUAUUGAUGGCUAUGUGCCAGAUAUUCUGAGGGGAGAGCAGGGAGCACCAAAAUCAAUAGACAUACGAGAAAGACUGAAAUUAUUCCAGAACUCUGUUGCCCAGUCAGUGACAACGCCGGACAUCAGCGCCGAUCUUCCUGGGGGGAAAACAGACAUAGCGAGUGAUCUGGGCCUAAAAGGGGAAGUGAGUGCUCCAAGUCUUGACGUCAGCACAAGUUCAGAUCCUGAUGGCACCUCCAAAAUCAAAAGGGGAACAUUUAAAGUCAGCAGGCCAGAUGCUGACACGGAUGACCCAUUGAUGAACACAGAAAUCAGUUUGCCAACAUUGGAUGCAAACAUCUGAUUGCUUGUACAUUAAGUAAGCAUGUCAGUUGGGCCUUCGUGGUCAUUUCUGUUUGGGGAAACAAUAAAAAAUAGAAAAAUUGACUUUCCAUCAGAAUAGUUUAUGAGCAUGGAAAAUGUGCCAACUUGAACAACUGUAAUUAUUUUUGUUGUAAAUAUGCCAUUGUAAGUAUAUACUUAUAUAUGUAUUUGUUUCUGUCAGGGAGCCACUACCAUGCAUUGCCACUUAUUUGUUUUAAAGCAUCUUGAAACAAGACACUUACUGUGCCUGUACUGUUUUCUGCGUAUACUGUCAAAUUGGUGUAUUCAUGCAUUCAUCAGUAUUCUUUCACAUAACUGAGAAAUGAUAGAAAUGUAUAAUGUUCCGCCUACUUGUGUACAAUACUUAUUCAGCCUGGUCCUGAACUAUGUUUCGCAUGAGGGAAUGACUACAGUAUAAUUCUUCCACAUUUUCCAUUAUUCCAGAUGUUUACAUUUUGCUUUGAUUAAACAUAUUUCAAUAA